Messenger RNA from Chenopodium quinoa (quinoa), 2060 nucleotides. Its product is annotated as probable E3 ubiquitin-protein ligase RHC2A. Gene Ontology annotation, biological process: protein ubiquitination. The coding region runs from base 339 to 1661 and encodes 440 amino acids. The transcript has a single exon. Gene Ontology annotation, cellular component: cytoplasm. Gene Ontology annotation, molecular function: ubiquitin protein ligase activity. Lineage: Eukaryota; Viridiplantae; Streptophyta; Magnoliopsida; Caryophyllales; Amaranthaceae. The record is from RefSeq and is a predicted model, not a curated record.
GCGCUUAUUCCGUCAAACUCUCCUCCUCAACCUCUUCUUCUCCUCCUUUUUCUUCCUUUAUUUUUAUUCUCACAUUUUCUCUAUUUUCUCUCUCCUCCAUUUUUUCCCCCACUUUCUCUCUCCUCACUUCUCUCUCCUUCGCCGGGAUCUUUUUCCUUUACCGGCGUCACCCGAUUUCUAGGGUUUUCCCCCAAUUCAAUUUCCCCUAUAAUAUUACUCAUAAUUAUUGAUUUUAAUUAGGUUUUGUUGAUUUACAUUUUUCUGGAUCUGCAGUUGUAGAAGAACAAUUCAAUUUGGGAAUUAAAUUUGGUAGAAAUUCAAAGUAAAGCCCGAUUUCGAUGUCAUCGGCAAUAAUUACAUCAUCAUCACCUUCAUCUCUUACAUCAUACUGGUGUUACAGAUGCAAUCGAUUUGUUAGGGUUUCACCGAAUCCAAUUUCUCUCUCCUCCGCCAUUUCUUGCCCUGAUUGUCACGGCGGUUUCCUCGAAGAAAUCGACUCGCCGCCGGCACCGCCGCCGCCGCUUCCGUCUCAGCUUUCCUCCUCUCCUCUCGCCGACUCCCGACGACGUCGUUUUCCGGCUGCAGCGAUGUAUAUGGUCGGAGGAAACCCUAAUUCGAACUCGAACUCUGCUUCAUCUCGUGAAUCUCUCUCCUCUAGCCCUAGACUUCGCCGGAGUCGGAGAAAUGGUGGUGACCGGUCACCGUUUAAUCCGGUAAUCGUUUUGCGGGCCCCAUCGGAAUCAGAUGCCGCUGCUGCUGCUGGUGGAGGGAGUUACGAGCUUUACUAUGAUGAUGGUGGAGGAUCUGGUCUUCGGCCUUUACCUGCUAGUGUAUCGGAGUUUUUGCUGGGUUCGGGUUUUGAUCGGUUGUUAGAUCAGCUGGCUCAAAUUGAGAUCAAUGGGAUUGGUAGAGCAGAACAACCGCCGGCUUCGAAAGCGGCUAUCGAAUCAAUGCCUACGAUUGAGAUCGUUGAUGAGCAUAUUGAAGGGGAGUGUUAUUGCGCGGUUUGUAAGGAUGCAUUUGAGCUUGGUUCAGAAGCAAGAGAGAUGCCCUGUAAGCAUAUCUAUCACCAUGAUUGUAUAUUGCCAUGGUUGUCUUUGAGAAAUUCAUGUCCUGUUUGUAGGCACGAGUUGCCCUCUGAUAACAGGGUUGAUUCGCACUCGCAUGCGCACUCGCCUGAGUUGAACCCGGGCCAAACUGGUAGUAAUAAUACUAGUAAUAUUAACAAUAACAGUAAUGGUCAAGGUGGUUUGGUUGAGGGGAAUGAGGAUGAGACUGUUGGGUUGACGAUUUGGAGGUUGCCCGGUGGCGGGUUCGCUGUGGGGAGGUUUGCAGGUGGGAGGAGAGGUGAGAGGGAGUUGCCUGUGGUUUAUACAGAAAUGGAUGGUGGGUUUAAUCAAGGAGGUGUGCCAAGGAGGAUUUCCUGGGGUUCUAGAGGUGGGAGGUCAAGGGAAAGUGGUGGAAUUCGAAGGGUUUUCAGGAACUUGUUCUCUUGUUUUGGUGGAGGGGAUAGGAAUCAAUCACCAUUGGAAGAUUCUACUAGCUCGAGCUCGGAUUCAAGGAUUAAUAGCCAGAGGAGUCGAGCUACUUCGUUUUUUAGCGCCUCUUCGAGGACACGAAGCAGGGGUUUCGAUAUGGGGAGUCGGAUAAGAAGAUGGUGAUGUCGAAAAGGUUGGAAUUUGGAAAAGGAAUGAAGAUGGGAUUAGAUUGGGGGGUUGGAUUUUGUACAUAAAACAUGGGAGUGAUGAAGGAGAGUUGGAAGAUUGAUUAGUAGACAAAGUGUAUAUAGGAAAAGGGGGAAAAGAGAGGUUUAGAAGAAGAACAAGGAAGUGGAAACCUUGGAGAAGUAUAUGCAAUGGCAAUAUGAAUUGCAUACUUGGUUGAAAUGUAUUGUAGUGUAAUCCAAUAUAAUCUGUUUAUUUUCAUCAAUUCUAAGGUACCCUUUUUUGAUAAGUUGUAUUUAGUUGUUUGAAACUUAUUAAUCAUUUAUCUUGAAUCAAUUUUUUGUUUAGAAAGAAUCAAAAUUAGUUCAAUAAUAUGUGUUCAUUGUUAAGAUAUUA